GAUGAAAAACUCUCCCGCUUAGUUAUAAAAUUAUUCUCAGUGCCAAGUUUAACCGGAUUGUCUAGGUUGAUGUCCACGUUGAUGCACGCGAUAGGAUUUUAUUAAAUAUAUUUGUAAAGAAAGCUGCUAUAAAUGGAUAUACGGCUGGUCUAAUCAACUAGCACAUGAUUGACGUACAACUGCGGGUCUCAAGGAGUUGCAGAGAGUGUAAAGACCCAGCUAAUCCAUGGAUCCUGACCAAGUAGAGCAGAGACUGAGAAAUUUAGAAGUGAAAGAAAUUGAUGAGAUCCGUAAUAUUCCAAAUGCCCAGGCUGAAGUGGUAUUGUCACCCCCUCAUGAAGACAGACUUGGUGAUGGAACACCUUUCCUAUCUUUGUUCAGUCAAGAGUUUGUUCCUUCUAAUACUUUUACUCAAACGUUCCUGCAAGGAAUUCUGUCAUUUGUUGAGAGCAGAGAUCCUGUGGUGGCCAGUGCUUGGAUGGAAACUCUUCUUGAUGUAAUUGACUUACUUCCAAAAGAAAUUAUCAAACGAGAUCUUUUAACGCUUGCUGUCAAUAAGGGUCAGCUCUCCCAACCUGUUUCUUCCCGACUUCUGUGUUGCAAAAUGGUUGGCAAAAUCUCUACUAAGUUUGAUCCAUACAUCAUAAGGAAGGAAAUCUUGCCAGUUGUUCAGUCACUUUGCCAAGAUGUUGAUUUUGAAGUCCGAGGGUGCAUGUGUCGACAGCUAGAUGCUGUUGCACGAGGGAUUGGCCUUGAAGCAACAAAGAGUGCUCUUCUACCAGAACUUGUUGAACUAGCCAAUGAUGAAGAAAGUUAUGUCCGUUUAGCUGGUAUUGAAACAGUGGUUCGUAUGUUACCAAUGCUUGAUGAUGAAACGUGUAUCCACACUGUUAUUCCUCUGGUUAAGAAGUGCUGUGAAAACUUUGUGAAGACAGAAGAUUCCACUCUGCCCGUAGUUGCCAAAGAACUUGGGAAGCUGUGUUGUGGAUUAUCUGUCAAUCUGUCGGAAGAACAACGUACCUGGUUUCUGAUGUAUUACAGAAAGCUGGCUGUAUUGGGUCUUCCUGUUCCAAGGUCUUCCAAUCAAGUCUCCAACAAAAGUCCUAUGCCUGAUGUUGUGCCUCAAGCCGAGAAUGAAGACACAGACAGAUAUACAGAGUGCCGUCUUGCUUGUGCUUACAAUUUCCCUGCCAUGGUGCUAUUUGCAGAACCUCCAAAUUUCUAUAGAGAGCUGUACAAGACUUUCCAGUUAUUGACAACUGAUCCUUCCCCAAGUGUAAGAAGAACUAUAGCUUGUGGAAUUCAUGAGGUUACCAAGCUACUAGGAACAAAAGCUUGUUUCAUCCAGACAGAAUUAAUCCAGCUAUUAACAGAUGAUUCACUAGAGGUUAUUAAGGGUCUUGUGGUUCAUUUACCAGAGACAUUGGAGGUUAUAACUGCAAGUAAUGAACUCAGAGAUGAGAAGGAAAAGGAGAGUUUGGAAAACUUGGUGGAAGCUUUGUUAAUUUGUGAAGAUGCUGCAUCCCAGACUAGCAACUGGAGACUUCAUGCUGACUUCCUGUCUCGGCUUGUGUGUGUGGUGCGAUGUUUUCCUGGAAGGCAUCUCUAUGAUACCUUUGUUCCUCUUUUGCUCAACAGGCUUCAUACCGCUAGACCCAUACCUUGUCGUUUGGCUGCAGCUUACACAUUGUUGGUGCUGGUAAGAAACAUUCCAUUGCUUGAUCGACGCUUAUCCAUCAUUGAUCGAUUAACAGCAGAUCUUUGUCAUGGAAGAAGCUGCCACAACAGGAUGUUGUAUAUAUCAGUGUGUCAACUAGUCAUGGAUCUCUUUUCCAAAACCUUCUUCAAACAGUAUUUCUUCCGAUCGUUAUUAGGGCUAGCAUGUGAUCCAGUUCCAAACAUUCGACUGCGACUGUGCUCGGUUUUUCCCCAGUUAAAAUCUCUCGUAAUGCUUCCUGUAGAUUGCCCUCUACUUCAAGAACUAGAGUCAUGUGUGAGUAGGCUAAUGACCAGUGAGAAAGACAGAGAUGUAAUGGCGGCUGUAGGGCUUGCUAUUGAAGAAUUAGACAAAAUUGAAGUAUCUAUGGAACCGGGUUCUCAAAGGUCUUCAUUUGCUGAACCAGAGGUGGAUUUUGAAGAUUUGCGAAAAGAAGAAGAAGAAAGGAAGUUAUUAGAGCUUGAAGAUAAACUCAGAAAAGAAUUUCACACUAAAGAAUACACUUUCAAUUCAAAAUCCUGUCCUGGAAGUCUGACUAGGAAGGGAAAGAUUCCCGUUCGUAAAGAAAAGCCUGUAUGUAGAAACUCAAGUGUUCAAGAUGAAAAUGAAAGCCAACAGCCUCGAGUCUACAGAUCAUUGUCUCCACCCAGAAUUAUUGCUUCUGCUCCUUCUAGUCCAGUAACAACAAGGGUGAAGAGAAGCCCAGCAGGAAGAUCUGUUAUUCAACAAAGAAGAAAAUCUUCAGGAUUUGAAGUGUCUAAUCUAGUCUCUCGGAGAUCAGAGAAAGAAGCCAAUCUGAGGAGCAACUUAUCAAAAGGAAUCAGUUCUGCUUCCCAUUCUCUUAAUGGUAGGAAAAAGGCUGGGCCUCAGGUUCGGCCAGACCCACGUACCCCCAUCCCUAGCAGAAAAGCUGUAGCUUUGAACAAUACCAGGAGUCAGGCUGGAACAAGAAUCCCAACUCCACAUCUUGGUCUGGUGAAGACUGCAGCAGGUGACCGUUGUCCUUCUCCUUUGCCCUCACCCACUGGUCAGCCAAUAACACUGGAUCAGUUAUUACCUUCUCUCACUGGUCAUCCAACAAACUUGGACAAGCAGUUACCUUCUCCUAAUAGUCAGCUUGCAAACCUGGACAAGCUGUUACCUUCUCCUCUGCCCUCACCAACCAGUCAGCCAAGAACACCGGAACAAAUGUUACUGUCACCUCUUGAAGCCACUCAUCAAUCUGAAACAUGGGACAAACUUUGCCCACUUUCUCGGCCUACUAGAGAUCUCCCACAAGCUACUGAGCUUCUUUCAUCACCAGUUCUCACAAAAAGUGCAUCGUGUUACAGCGUAGCUGGGGGAGCUAGCAUCACAAACCAUAGAAAGAAGCCUUCCUCUGAAAGUUUAAAUGGAAAAAGUAAUGUUACGUGUCUGAGUAAAAGUCGCUCAUCUGACAGUGUAACUACAAGAAGCAGCAUUACUAGCUUGCAUAAAAACUCUUCAUCAAGACUGUCUGGAGCUGUGCCAUCUAAACUGCAGAGUAACAACAAAAACAUGUCUGUUAAACAUCCUCAGGGAGAAACUCCAGCUUCGUCCUUAGAGCCAUCCAAGAGAUCAGUAACACCAAAUCUUAACUCAACAACAUUACAGCCUGGUAGCAAAAUUCCAACCCCCAAGUCCGCUUUUAAGCGCAAGUCCUUCACUGGGUGCUCCUGAUGACUUCAGUCUGUAGAAACAUCAUGUACAAAGCAGAAUGUAAGCUUUACUAGUGGUGAUGAUUUGUGUAAAUGGAUAUAAAGUUGUACUAAGUUAAGUUCUGUGUGUAAUCAUGCAUGAUGGUACCCUCCGUAUUGGGAACAAGUACAAAAUGGACAGAUGUAGAAGUUGUGGCACCAUUAGUAUAUUGUAAGUAUUUGUUGUAAGGAUCUCGGUACAAUCCAGUAUUUCCAUUUCACGUAAUAUAUUGAUCUUCUCGCAUCCUACAUGUUGUGUUGUAAACUUAUUUUCAAGUCACGUAAGGAUGUGAUGUACAUCUUGUUGUUUUUGUUACAAAUUCAAAAUGUAAAUAUAAUGAUAGUUUAGUACCUGCAGGUUUUCUUAUUAACUCAUUGACUGCUGAUUUGCCGUUUAGGGUAUGGUCUGCCUCUGGCAGUUGAAUGCUAGUGUGCCAUAUACGGAGUCUGGCUUGCAAAAAUUCCGUACGUGUUUAGAGCAGCUGCAUUCAAUGGGUUAAUUAUACUCAUGAGUUCAUUCUGAUUUUAUCCAUCCCAUUCAUUUUAUUUAUUUAGUGUACAAAUAUUGAAACCAGUCUUUUAAAAUAUACAAAAUAUAAUGAAUUAUUUGUUAUAAGAUUUUUACAUCUACUAAGUAACUGUAGUAAACUGAUUGUAGUAUCCUAAAACUAGCUGAAUAGAUCUAAUCAUUCCGUAGAUCAACGUGCUACAAGUAGUAUCAACUUUAUAAGAUAGAACUUGAAAUCUUCUCAGAAUAUAACUCUUGUUUUCAUUCAUUGUUCAUAUUAUGAAUAAUUGUACGUCUAUAUCUUAAAGUCUAUUCCUGUAUAGUAUAAGGUAUACUAGAAUAUUAAUGUGGGUGGUUAAUCAAUGGUAAACAUUUAAUGGGAGGGUGUAACUUGGAUAUUGGUGUAAAACUUUGUUAAUGAGUUUAUUAGAAGUGUUGUUUGGUUACGAGUAUGUGAUGAAGUUGUUUAAAAUAUUUUUUAUGGGUUUACAAGAACGACUGAUUAGUUUGGUCAUCAGCGUAGGUAGAAUUCAUGCUGGUAAGUCUACAGGAGGGGUUGUCUUGGUUACCAGCAUAAGUGUUGUAAUGCAGUAGAUUGUGAAUAAGUUUAAAAAGGUUGUAGUCUCAUAGUAUUGGAUAUUGUAUCAAGAUUUCAUUAACCCUGACUAAAGGUAAAUAUGUGAAUAUCUGUUUUAGAUUAAAAUUUAUAUUUCCUUUAGGAAGUCAAUUUACUGUGUUAAGAGAUUGGAAAGAGGUUUAAAGUAUUUUUAUAUUCUUUGAAACCAUCCAUGUUACCUGUAUCUCUUGUUGAAAACUCGUUGAUUAUCAAACUUAAUGCUGAAUAUCUAUAAAA
Molecule: messenger RNA, 4793 nt
Organism: Limulus polyphemus (Atlantic horseshoe crab)
Lineage: Eukaryota; Metazoa; Arthropoda; Merostomata; Xiphosura; Limulidae
Product: serine/threonine-protein phosphatase 4 regulatory subunit 4-like
Exons: 25
Coding region: 227-3415 (1062 amino acids)
Cellular component (GO): protein serine/threonine phosphatase complex; cytosol
Molecular function (GO): protein phosphatase regulator activity
Source: RefSeq, a predicted model, not a curated record